ACAUCACAGAAAUUAAUGACGUCAAUAAAUUCAGAUUCGGAUUCGGAUUCGGUUCGGUUAAGCCCGACCGCUAAUAAGGAUUUUGAAAUGGACGAGAUGGCCGCCUAUUACCCUCCACCGCCUCCGCCACCAGGCUCCGUCCACUAUCCAUACUACCACCACCAGCCACCUCAACCGCCUGCCCCCGUGGCCCCUCCGCCGCCGCCGCCGCAGCACCACCACCACCACUUGGUUCAUCAGCCCUACUACCCUCCCCAGCCUCAGCCUUACGCUCCCUACGCGCCGCCACUCGUCGCCCAGGCCGCCUACGACGAGGUCCGGACCCUCUUCGUGGCCGGCCUACCCGAAGAUGUCAAGCCCCGUGAAAUCUACAACCUCUUCCGCGAGUUUCCCGGUUACGAGUCCUCUCACCUCCGAACCCCCACCGAGAAAACUCAGCCUUUUGCGUUUGCGGUGUUCUUGGACCAGCAAUCUGCGAUCGGAGCAAUGCAAGCACUGAAUGGGAUGGUAUUUGAUCUUGAGAAGGGGUCGACAUUAUAUAUAGAUCUAGCAAAAUCUAAUUCUAGGUCCAAGCGCUCAAGAACAGACGAUGAAAGAUCUGGCUCGGAUAAGAAAGCUAGAGGUUCAUCAUAUUCAAGGGCCACUUCUGAUCCUGCAGGUGUUGGCAGCAUUCACAUGCCUGGAAUGGGUAAUUCUGCUUACAACAUGAUUGGUUAUCCAUCUGCACCAAGUCAUGGCAGCUUCAGUGGCAGUGGUGUAAAUGAGCCAAUAGCCUCAAACAUGAAUAGUUCUUCAGCACAACAUUUUCCACAAAACAAUACUCCAUGCCCAACACUUUUUGUGGCUAAUUUGGGGCCAACUUGUACGGAGCAAGAGCUAGUUCAAGUAUUUUCGAGGUGCCCUGGGUUUAUAAAAUUGAAGAUGCAGAGCACAUAUGGGGCUCCAGUUGCAUUUGUUGAUUUUCAGGAUACUGCUAGCUCAACUGGCGCACUGGGUCAUCUGCAGGGCACAAUUCUCUACUCGUCAACAUCUGGAGAGGGCAUGAGAUUAGAGUUUGCCAAAUCACGAAUGGGAAUGCGGAAGAAGCCGAAGUAAAUUAGAGAGAGAUCUAGCUUUUUGAUGGUUUCCAGAUGCACAUUUCACAUUCUUUUGUACCAACAAUAGGUAUUAGACUGAUAUCAGAGCGAACUGUUAUAAUAUAUGUUCAAUUUUCUUUUUGCGAUUUUGCGAUGCUGCCCUUGUCAACUUUCAAUAACAAAAUGUUUAUGCCACUGGGUCCAUUCCCACCGUUGCGUUGAGUUUGUAAUGCUACGGUUUAUCUAUUCAUGAACAGAAUUCUUUUUGGGUUGGUUGGUGUAAAUGAAAAGAAAAACAAUUUACGCCUCA
Rosa chinensis is the source of this 1386-nucleotide messenger RNA. RefSeq names its product RNA-binding protein L. Bases 16 to 1095 code for a protein of 359 amino acids. Gene Ontology annotation, molecular function: mRNA binding. NCBI's taxonomy places the organism in Eukaryota, Viridiplantae, Streptophyta, Magnoliopsida, Rosales, Rosaceae. The record is from RefSeq and is a predicted model, not a curated record. The transcript is spliced from 11 exons.